Messenger RNA from Lachancea dasiensis, 7116 nucleotides. Lineage: Eukaryota; Fungi; Ascomycota; Saccharomycetes; Saccharomycetales; Saccharomycetaceae. The record is from the annotation of a GenBank genome assembly.
AUGGCGUUUGACUUCCUCGCGAAGCCCCUACUACAUAUCCUGCUCUUGACCAUUGUCUUAUUGAUUGUGGUGAACGCAUUUGUCAAUGCUUUGCUCACAAUUCAUGGACCGCUAGUCGGAUCGACCAAAAUCUUUGUUGGCCUACCUUGGAUGAACAAAAUAUACUUCACCACCCUGUCCUCUCAAAAUUAUAGUUUUCGAGUGGAAAGCAUCCAGAUCAAUUUUUGUCGGGGCCUGGUUAUCCACCUGAAUAACGUGCAUUGUUGCAUUGAUGCUGAACUAUUCACGACGGUACCCGCUGGCAAAAGAACCGAGAAAUCUUGGUCGAUUAUCAAUCCCCCCGUAGGGACGGUGUUGCGAAAGCUGAGGCUUAAUAAGGUUAAGAUCCACAAUUUAAGAAUAAAAUCCUCAACCUCAAACAAGAGUAUAAAAUGCGAGCUUCUCGAAGUUGUGGUUGUGUAUGAAGCCAAACAUUUGAACAUCGACGUAUCAGCGUCGCGCUUAAGGGAAGACACAAAAGUGUUUUCAAUUAGAUCGCUAGAUUAUGAACUCCAUUUAGAGCUGAAUAAAUCAAGUUCUGGGCAAAGUUUGUUUUUCUGGGACAUUGAGAGUCACAGUCACGUACUUGAGUUUCGAGGGCUCAAAGCAUAUGCUGGUGAUACUGCUGAGAGGCCUCAUCCCCGCCUUAACCUCAAAAACUUCACUAGUCUUCACUUAAAUGAAGGUUUAAAGGGAUUUGUAACCAGAAUGAACAGUUUUGUUUUGCGCUUUGAUCAGGUGUCGGUCACUUUUAAUGAGAAUAUCUCAGUAAUUUCUUCUAAUGUCUUCCUGUCUUGCCAAUUGAUCCCCCCAUGGGAUCAUGAGAUUCACAGCAAAAUUUCGGCCGAUUUAGACACGAAUCUAAUGCAAAAAGUGACUGUUUCCGUUAAUUCAACAGUAUGUCGGAAUGAGCAGGAUAUAUUUUUGCACUUGCCGUCGGUCACUCUGACUUCAGUGACCAGCUUGGCGUUCAUGUCCUCUUCCUCACGACUCUCACAUCUAAGUUCAGCUGUCACGCUGGCUAUUGUCGACCCUCUGGUUAAUUUGACCCAAAGUCAACUUCAUGCGCUUUGGUACUGGUACUCAAAUAAACAUGAUGAAAUGUACCAACGGUCUUGUUCAAAUGGCAGUGAGGCUCUGGACCCACACAUUUUCGUAUCAUUUGUUGCUAAAGCCAUCAUUUCCAAUUUCACUCUUAAUCUCCAGUUAGAACCAAAUGAAAAGUUUUUGAUACGUGUUGCAAAUGUUCACCUUUCUGGAAGAAGUCACACUAACAAUGAGAUAACAUCAGCCAGCCGAGAUUCUACCAGAAAAAUAUUGAAAAAUGCCCGAGAUUCUGUCGACGAUUUUCUCAAGAUUGAUAAAUUCGUCCUCACGUACUCUUGCGAUAACCAAAAUGCUUCCAAACUGCACGAAGUCCCCGUGCUGGUAUUUACUAAGUGGGAGUUUUUUACUGAACACCUCUUCUCCUCUGAAAAUGAGUUUACAAGCACAUUGCGGAACCUCAGAAUAUCGUUAGAGCACUUGGAGGUAUUAAACAGUUUUCAUAGACUCAUGACUGCAUUGGAGGCUAUACUUAAGUUACGGAGUAACAAAAUUCGCAAAAUGGCUCCGGCUACAUUUUCCUUAAAGUUAAGAUUGAAAAAUGCCUCUGCUACCAUCUCCACCGUUCAACGCUCCAGGUACCUGAGUGCUUUGGGAAACGCUUCUCCUCAACUAACAGAGUUUGCUCGCGGGGCGAGUAUGGAUUUGACGGAGGCCUUUUUUGUCGUCAGCGGUGGGAAGAAGAGACUUGACAUUGUCCACGGCUCACUAACUAGAAUUUUUGAGGACAGCUGCGCCGUAACGGCUUUUGACCAAAUUGUAUGCUUAGAGAAUUUUGUGUUAGAAAUCUCGGAUAGAGGGUAUUUUUGUCGUAUGCCUGCUUGUAAAUUAAGCAUGGAUGUAUACACUAUUUGGCUCUUUUUCUACAUGAGAGACAUCGCAAUGCAGUUACUCUGUUCAGAUGAAUCGACUGUACCUAUGUCACCUCAAGAGAGUUUCAGUUCUUUAGUGUUAACUCAGACGCUGAAGAACUGUAAUUUCGAAAUUGAUUCUCUUCUCUUUGAAGUCGACCUGCCUCAUUGUACUAAACUGCUUUUCACGUUGAAACUGGCCGCAUUCAAUGGCAAUUCAAUGAACUUGUCGGCUGGUAUCACGAAAGCUUUCACAAAAUCUGUAUAUGGGUCAGAUGAUGUUCUCGUCCCUAUUCUUUCUCUAGACAACCUUUCCACCAACCUGAUGUACAAUCAACAAAACAAUGUUUUGAAGUUGCACACGGAUUCGAUUUGGGCAAGCUUUGAAUAUCAUUUGAGGCUCUACAUGAUCUUCGAUAACCUUUGCUCCAUGGUAAAAUGUUACAAACUAUUCAGCUCGUCGUUUGAGAAUCUUGCUUCCUUCCAAAUCCCAGAACCAAUCAUUGAAGAGCCUAGUCUGAUGUAUCCGGUAGAUAUUAGUACGGAUUCCGUUCUUUUGAACGUUGAAGAAGAUCUCUUCGAGCAGGAACUGGGUCUUAUAUUUAAAGUUGGCGUAUCAGAGCAGCAGGAACGGAUGGAGAAACUCCGAAUUUUUGAAGAGGAGCUCAAUUCCUCUUCCGCAAGCCCCUUGAGCAAUAAAGGCUCAAAAUUGCAUACGCUAUUUGAACACUUCUCGACGUCAUGGAUCAAUCGAAUUAAGAAGGCUCGACUAUUAUUUUUUGAGAAACCAUUUGUCAGAGUUAAAGCCCAUAAUAUUGGCUCUGCCUCGUUCAAAGUUCGGGAAGGGUUGAAUAAUACAAUACUAAAGUUUAAAGUGGAAAAUAUGAGUAUUCGAUUGCGACCACCUUCAUUCUCGCUGGACAAUUGUUAUUCAUUUCUUAACAAGCACGGUAAAGGAAUUCCGCGCACUACCAAAUUUACGACCUUGAUUCCGCUGAGUAUUGAGCUACUAGGAGAUUCUCUUCAAAUUAUCCUCAGAGAUUAUCCUCUGCCUAUCGUAUUUUUACCGACGUUGAAGCUUUCCGGAGACCUCAUUUUUGCAGAGAGGAUGCCACUCGCUUCGUCAAAAAGAUAUGUUCAUAUACCUUUCGUCCCUGCAGCAGCUACUGAACCCCACUCAAACACUGAUUCAAUUUUCGGAUCACGUAUAAUAAGGACGCUUAACCCACUGAAAGUUUACAUGAACUUGAAGAUUGAGGUGGAGUCUACUAUGCCUACUACCAUCACUUGGGGAAAAUCUCUGCAACCUGGGUGCCAAGCGGUCAUGAUCUGGUUCGAUUAUUUGACAAAGCCUCCAUUAGACCCCUCUCCAAAGCUGGGAUUCUGGGACAAGUUCCGCCUUUUAGUACAUGGUAAAUUGAUUUUUGAAUGGAAAGGAAGCAGCGAACUACAUCUAAAUAUAAAGGGCUCACAUAAUCCUUACUUAAUCACGGAUAAAGGUGCUGGCUUGUCGUUUUGUUGGAAAGGAAACGCUAGGCUAGCUGUGCACGAAGACUCUGAUCCCAUAGAGUUUCUCAAAAUCAAAUCAGAGCAGUUUCUGUUAGCAAUCAGAGAUUUCACUCAUCCUCGGCGGCUUGAAAAGGCAAUAAUGAAGUUAAGCGGCAACGUAACCUGGUGUAUGGGGUUUACAUUCGAGUCCGGAAACUUGAAGGAGCCGGGAUCAACGAGGCGCAGCUCUAGUUUCAAGCCUCAUUACAGGGUAAAUUUAUGCAAUCCAGAGUUUUUGGACCCCGACUCGUCUCAUGAUUCCUAUGAUGGAUUUAGAAGUGACUUUAUACAUCUAUUUUUUCGUGUUGUGAGUGAGACUGGCGAGAAAUACUCAAAUAAGGUAUACCUCGCACCUCAUUGCAUGACUCACUUUUUUAGUUGGUGGAAUUUAUUCAGUACUUACACGUCGGGCCCCAUUCGGCAAGGCUCAUUGUUCCCAGAUUUAGUCCAAAAUCCUAAAAAAUUCUCGAAAGCCCUUUUCACUGUUAAGUACGAAGUUAGGCUGGCGCCUCUCGUCGUAUCCCAUACGUAUAGGCACGUUGACUCGCACUUAAUCGAUCGAAAGAAUGAUGGAAUUGCAUUUACAACUAUGAAAGGAAAAUUUGACAGUUUAAGGUUAGAUUUACAUCAAAAACGGGUUAAAAUGACGCAUCUUGAUAAUAAACUCAAAAGGUCAAGAACCGUAUGGAAGUUCAAAAUGAAUGCUGGCGAAGUCGACUGCGUUGGGGCUGAUUUCAGGUUGGCUUAUUCCAUGUUUAAGUGGAACGUAACGCCAAAUAUCCCCCAGCACCAGGUUCCUCACAGUACCAGUGGAGAUUACCGUAACAAUGGUCAGUCAUCUGUGGAGUGGUUUGAUAUAGAGGACUACAGUGACGUUAACCAGGCAAUGUACAUCGAUACAGAACCGCUCGAGUUUGAAGAUUCUCCUCUUCUUUUUUCUCCACGAAUUUCUUAUAUGAGGGAUACCGGCGAGGGAGCCCCACUUGAAUUUCCGUUUGGCCUGGAAGAGGAUCAUAACUGCUCUAUUGGUAAUAUCGAUCCCAUGGCCACUCAAGAAUACCUGGCGAGGGAAAGAGCCCAUGAACUUGAAUCGCAGCUAUCCGCGCUCGAGACUUUAAUCAAUCAAUUAGAUUGUAACGAUGAUGGCGCCGAUGAACUGAGGCAAAGGAGGCUCGAUAUUUUCGAGACCCAACUGGAGGACUUCAGGCAUAGAUUGCGUAUAAUUCACAAAGUUUUGGAAUAUUUGAGACUCGCAAAGCUGCCUUCCAACUCUUUGGUUUCUGACGAUAUUGAGAGCAACUUGCCCGAUACGUUAGACACUGGGGCUCAAGAGAUCAGUGAAUUUUUAACAAAUUCAUCAUUUACUACAAUGGGUCGUACUACUAGCGCCUUUGAAAAGUCGUCUUUUGACAACAAAUUCAUUUUCCACAAUAUCUUGCUCAAGGUCAAUAGCCGUACGAGAGACCUGUUGCUAGACUACACUUUCAAUGUGCUCAAUAGGAGAAAAUCAACUUUUUUUCAGACCUACAAGGCAGUCGCUCUAUUAGAUGAACUACUCAAAGUCAAAAUCUGGACCCUGCCGUCCGCUGACCUCAAGGCACAAAGCUCUUUCGUAGCCGAAGACAGUCUGUCAAAUGCAGACCUCAUGGACUAUCUCGAUGAAAUCAUUAGGGAAGUUGCAGGAAGUAACCUAAAAGCUUUUGAUACCUAUCAAAUAAAGCUCGUGUCUCCUCAGAUCCAAAUCACUUCCAAGGAAGUGCCCCGUAAAUGUAUUUUAGUUACGGCCAAUGAAAUCGAGACAUCAGUGAUUGGUAUAAACCAAAUGGCCCAGCUUUCUAACCAGAGUGUUCCUCUUGAUGUCAAUAGCCUAGUGGAGACGAGAUACGCUACGAAGCUGAGAGAUGCCCAUUUUUUCAUUUUUGAUAGAGAAAUGACGUCCUCAGAUAAUGGUCUUGGCUUCCAAACUGGGGGCUAUGGAACUGAUCCGUUUUCAAGUUAUUGGCCACCAUGGCUCCCUAUGGAAAUGUGCUACAAUCGCGAGUCGCUGAAAGAUUGUUUGUUCUUAACGCGAAAUGAUAUGACGUUACACUUUACUCAACCUAACUCGCUUUUUUUCCAAGACAAGGCAAAGAGUAUUCAAAGGAGUGAAACAAAAGUAAGAGUUGGUUUUCCUAACCUGACCUUGGCAUGUAAUCCUAAUCAAUACUCUUCUAUUUACGCCAUCGCGACUGAGCUUCUCCAUUUCGCAUCUAGUUUCGAUAAGAAAGCUGACAAGCUGUCAAAGGUCCUACUUGCUGAGGAAGUUAGAAAUAGUCUCGACGAGUUAGAUGGUUCAAUGAUUGUUAACAUACAGAACUGCAUUAAAAAUUUACACCGCAGCCGAUCGUACUUGAGGUUACACGAUGCUGAGAAAUAUCAAGAGGUCGCACAAAGGAUUGCGUUAGAACUAGAUGCAGCCGUCCUAGAGCUCAACGUUCUUAUGAGCGCGAUAAAGAAUAACUACGAUAAGUACAGAGCUUCUGAUAAACAAAACAGCUCUCAAGGCACCAUAUACUGGCAAAUUGGAGCCGAUAAAGUGACAUGGAAACUGUUAGACAGUAAGGACGAAGAUUUUGUGCUCUUCGAACUAGGUUCAACCAGUUUUCUUAGAUCACAAUCACUAGAGGGAACCAACAGCAACAAAUUGACAAUUUCUUCGCUAAAGUGUAUUAAUUUGCAAGAAAGAGCGGUCUACCGAGAUUUGCUGUCUUCUUAUGAUGAGAGUAUGAGCUCCAUGAAACCACUUAUCGAACUGAAAUGGACCAUGGGCCCUCCCAUUGGAGGAAUAUCAGAUGUUAUCGAGCUCAUCGUCUUGCUUGAACCUUUCACGUUCAAGAUGGAUCACGUCACUCUGGACACACUUUUCAAAUAUUUCUUACCUGCUAGGAUAAACAACGUUGAUUCCACUGCUGUCUACCCUGAUCGAACGUAUUCUUUCUCCAAUGAUACCGGAGAGGGUUCUGUGAUUCUGGGCCUGAACCGGAGACUUCCGGACACUGCCUCUUUGAAGUCAGUUUCACCUUUACCGAACUCGCGAGGGUCGCCGUCAGUGUCUCCUUUGCCAACGCCUACACUAUUCCGAAAAGUUGGGGAAGGGAUGAACGAAAUGGUUGAUAGAUCAUCCAGAUAUUUUAGUGUGAGGUCAGCCACCAUUCGAAAGGUGACAGUCACAAUAAGCUACAAGGGAUCUCGUAGCUUGCUGACAAACGUUAGUGGAUUAACGGUUAAAGUACCCACCUUGAAAUACAAAAAUAGACUAUGGUCAAGGGAAGAAUUUGUUGCUACCUUGAAAAAGGAUUUUGUGAAAGUAGUUUUGCAGCACACAGGUAACAUAAUUGGCAAUAAGCUAGUUCGUCAUAAAAGCGAACAAAAUGUUCAUAGCUUUGAAAGUCCACAGUCCUCGCGAUUUCCAGCACACAUAAUCACACAUGGCCCACACGGCCCCUCAUCAUUACGCAAAGAAACCUCACUAGGAGAAUACCAGUCAAUUUCUACUGAAGCUGGCGUGGCUCCAUUUUUCCCGCUUUCUGACUGA